GCCCGCCCCGGAAGCUGCCGCAUUGCCCCGCGGCCCGGAAGCGGAAGCGCGGCGGUGCCGGAGCCGGCGGACGGCGGGCAGAUGGCGGAGUGCGGGCCGCAGCCGUCCGGUGGUGGGAGCGGGUCCGGGUCCGGAAGCGGCGCUGCGCCGAGCCGGCACGAGAAGAGCCUGGGGCUGCUCACCACCAAGUUUGUGUCGUUGCUGCAGGAGGCCAAGGACGGCGUGCUCGACCUCAAGCUGGCUGCAGAUACCUUGGCUGUGCGACAGAAACGACGGAUCUACGAUAUCACAAAUGUCCUGGAAGGCAUUGGGUUGAUCGAGAAGAAAUCCAAGAACAGUAUCCAGUGGAAAGGGGUGGGUCCUGGUUGCAAUACUCGUGAAAUAGCUCACAAACUGAUAGAGCUGAAGGCAGACAUAGAGGACCUGGAGCAGCGGGAGCAGGAGCUGGAGCAGCAGAAGAUGUGGGUGCAGCAGAGCAUCAAAAAUGUUACAGAAGACAUGAAGAAUAGUCAAUUAGCAUAUGUGACACAUGAAGAUCUCUGCAGGUGCUUCACAGGAGACACCCUCCUUGCAAUUCGAGCCCCAUCAGGCACACGUUUGGAGGUGCCCAUCCCUGAGGGCCUAAAUGGGCAGAAGAAAUACCAGAUCCAUCUGAAGAGCACAAAUGGUCCCAUUGAUGUUCUCUUAGUAAACAAAGAUACUUGGAGCUCUCCUCCUGUUGUACUGCCUGUCCCUCCACCUGAAGAUCUCAUUCAGUGCCAGGCAGUUGCAGCCUCAAAACCGCCGAUCUCACCAGUUGCCCACUUCCAGGAGACAUCCGUUCCCAGCACCAAGCCCUCUACACCAGCAUCUACCAGCAGUCAGGAGCACAGCCCUCCUGCACAGAAUCCCACAAGCACAGAAUGCAGUGUCUCAGCAGCAGAGUCCAAGAUCAGCGAUGACUUUGAUCCCAUUGGGAAUGUGUCCGUGUCACCCAGCCAGCCGAAUGGGUUGGACACCCAGCCACUCCAGUCCUCUGCCUCGCUGGACAGCAGCUCCAUCCUACCCAGCCCCUCCACUGCCUUUGAGCCCAUCAAGCCUGACCCCACAGAGAUCUUGGAACUUCCCAAAGAGCUGUUAGAGAUGUUUGAUCCAACAAGAGAAUGUAUGAAUUCUGACCUGCUGGAAGAGCUGAUGUCAUCUGAAGUGUUUGCUCCCUUGCUCCGCCUCUCCCCUCCACCUGGAGAUCAUGACUACAUCUACAACCUGGAUGAGAGCGAAGGCGUCUGUGACCUCUUUGAUGUGCCUGUCCUCAACCUCUGACUCGUCAGUGCAGCUGUGAGCCUCACAGAGCCUUUUGUAACUCUUUUGGAAAGUGUCUAUUUUUGGAUUCCUUUUGUGCUAGAGCUCGAUAAGUGAGUGAUUCAGAGAUGCUCUCUUAAUGGACUCAGAACCAAGAGAUGUGGACUUGCAGGCUGGGAGCUUCCCUGUAGCUUCUUCCUCUGUUGCAUGUGCAAAGUGCAUGUGCAACUGGCCCUGCACAUCUCCCUCUCCAUUGGAUUCUGGACCUCCCUUCAAGGGGUCUGUGUUUUGAGUGUUCCUAGUUCAUCUUAGAGUUUGCCCAUGUGCCUCUCUGAGCCUCCUCAGAUCUGCAUGCCUUGUUUUUUUCCUGCACUCCCAGAGGCACUUUGCACCUCCUGGGUGCCACAAGGAGCCCUAAUAGUGUGGUCAGUUAACAAACCCGGAGGUAGUUAGCUACAUUUUCCAAUGUGAGCAGGUCAGAUUGGGGUGGCUGCAUUUCUGAAUGACAAGGGGAAAAAAAAUGGCACCAAAGUGUCCAUUUCUUUCAGUGACUCCAGACCAACUAGUACGUUUUACAAGAAAAAGCACUUUUUUUAGCCAGCUGUGCCUCCUAGUGGGACUCAGGAGUUGAGCACUCCUGGGAGGACCCAGGAGCUGAGUCUUUCCCUGCUUUUGCAUCAGCAAGAAUGCUGCUUCUGCGUUCCCCAAUCUGCUGAGGCAUCAGCCUAGGGUUCCAGCUCCUUGUACACAGCUGUGCUGUUUCUACAGGUCUAAAGAAGACGUGUCAGUAUGGUUCAUUUUAGAUUUGGUUUUGCCUGACUGAAGAGAUGUUGGAAAGGAUAAGACUGCUCCAGCUGGUGCAUGUAAGUUACUCCAGGUACAUCAGAGCCUGCUCAUAUUUGCAAAUAGUUAUCUUCUCCAGCCAUUGCACUUGAGCCUUCAACUGUCUAAAAGGCGACCAAGCAGUAACCGUUCAGUAGUACUUUGCUGUGACAAGUUAUAUAGAUGUUGUCAUAAUAGUGCUUUCCCCUCCCCAGUUUUUCUCUCUCAGAAUCUGUUCAGGAUCAGGCUUUCUUGAAAUUUGAUUUCCUCCUUUACUGUUCAUACCCACACUUCCAGUUCCUCAUCCUGUGGCAGGACCUUUACCUAGCAUGAUGCUUUCUCUGCAUCAUUUUUCCUCAAGAUGUUCUUCCUUGUUUGUAAUGGAAGGUCUGCACUUGGGUUUGUUGUGGUGAUUGGGUGGUACUAGUCUUGGACCAUGGGCAGUUUAGGUGGAGUAAAAUGCCCUGAUGGAUUUGAGCUGUAUUUUGAAAGCUCCAGUUUCUGGGUUUCGUUCAGGUUCUGCGUUUGAGUGUAUUCAGUUUUGCACAUCUUCCUGCCAACACAGUGGUAGCAGCUUUCCUGCCUUUCCUCAUCCACAAACUGUGAAGAGAGUUCCAGGCCAGGAGCAUGGGCCUUGCAGAGAGGGUGCUUGCAGCUGACCCUGUAACCUGCUGGUGUUUAACUUCUGUUAACCAGAACCACAGCCAGCUGGAGCACCACCAUUAAGGGAUGUCAAGUCUUCACUUCUUGGAGCCCACAGGGGUGACAAGAAUGUGUGUCUGGGACCUGCAUCCCUAAGGUGGCUCCUUGGGCCACCCAUGUGGGUCUCCUCCAGAAGAGCUGGGAACAGGAUGGGUUCCAGGAUCAUCUCUGCAGCCCCAUCCUCUUUGAGAAUGCCAUGAAGAAUCCAGGAGGAACAAGGGGAUGCUCCAGUUUGAAGCAGGCAGCAGCUGCCAGCGAGGCAGCUGUGGUGUGGGACCCAGGCAGUAAAAUUCCAGCAUGUAGCCAGUCCUUGAACCUUCCGUCCUUGGCAUGGAAGCCGGUCGGGAUGCCCUAGACCUGUGCGCAUUAGCUAGCUCAGUGGCUUUGCUGUAGCUCGAGCUCUUGGCUUGGCCCUUGCCCUCCUUUCCAAGCAUUUGUGUUAAGACGACCCUUGGGAAAAGGAUACCUAGGGAAAAAAAUGUACUGAACUUUUCAUAUAUAAAGAUUAUUUUUAUACUUUUUUUUCUUUUUGCAAGAAAGUUGCCUGUAAUAUUUGUACAGUGUUCUUCUCUGAGGUGAAUAAACAAAAACACUUUCCAGAGA
Pezoporus occidentalis (night parrot) is the source of this 3408-nucleotide messenger RNA. It is a transcript of the gene E2F4, whose product is annotated as E2F transcription factor 4. NCBI's taxonomy places the organism in Eukaryota, Metazoa, Chordata, Aves, Psittaciformes, Psittacidae. Gene Ontology annotation, cellular component: RNA polymerase II transcription regulator complex. Gene Ontology annotation, biological process: regulation of transcription by RNA polymerase II. The record is from RefSeq and is a predicted model, not a curated record. Gene Ontology annotation, molecular function: DNA-binding transcription factor activity, RNA polymerase II-specific; protein dimerization activity; RNA polymerase II cis-regulatory region sequence-specific DNA binding. The transcript has 10 exons. The coding region runs from base 82 to 1302 and encodes 406 amino acids.